AAAUUAUAAAUUAUUAUUUUACCAAAUACAAUAAUCAAAAUUGAAGCAGCGGUAGGCUUAUGUUGCUUUGGAGAAUCUUGCCUCAAUUCAAAAUUUUGUAUCGCCGAUGAUCUUUGGUAGUGCUUCAUGGGUGAGGCAAAAGUUCCAAUCUUGGUCAUUGCAUCACUUCCCUAAAUACUACUCCACAGCCCCAGAAGAUCAAAGCCUCAUUUCCCUACUGCAAUCUUGCACUCAGACCUCUGAAAUCUGUCAAGUCCAUGGCUCCAUGGUCAAAACUGGCCUUGUCAAUGUCCCCUUCACUUUGAGCAAGCUUCUUGCAUCUUCCAUACAAGACACUGACUAUGCAGCCUCAAUUUUCAACCAGAUUCCAAAUCCAAAUCUCUUUAUGUUCAAUACUAUGCUUAGAGGCUAUUCAAUUAGUCACCAUCCAAAACAAGCUUUUGUUGUCUUCAAGGUUUUGAGGGCUCAACAAAUGAUACUCGACCAGUUUUCCUUCAUCCCAACCCUCAAAGCUUGUGCUCGCGAAUUGGCUUACGAAACUGGCCAAGGGAUUCAUGGGGUUGUUGUGAGGUCUGGGCAUGGACUGUUUACCAACGUGAAGAAUGCACUUUUGCAUUUUUAUUGUGUUUGUGGGAGAAUUGGAGAUGCCCAUCAGUUGUUUGAUGAGAUUCCUCCGAAAAUUGAUUUGGUUUCAUGGAACACUUUGUUGGGUGGAUAUCUCCAGGUGCCCCACCCCACUAUGGUCACUUGCUUGUUCGGAGAAAUGUGUAGGAAAGGUCUAAAAUUUAGCACCACAACAAUUUCCAGUGUGUUGUGUGCUGUGGGUGAUUUGGGAAACAUUCUUGGUGGAGUAUCUCUUCAUGGGCAUUGCAUUAAGGUUGGCUUUUGUUCAGAUUUAAAUGUGGCUACUGCUUUGAUUGAUAUGUACGCAAAUGCUGGGUUUAUUGAUUUAGGGCAUAAAAUUUUUUAUCAAGUCCCCAAAAAGGAUGUUGUCUUAUGGAAUUGUUUGAUAGAUGGGUAUGCAAGAAGUGGCCUGUUACAAGAAUCAUUGGCUCUACUGCAACUGAUGAAACGUGAACAAGUGAAACCCAAUUCAUCUACAUUGGUAGGGUUGCUUUCGGCUUGUGCUGCUGCCGGAGCAUCGGGUGUAGGCCUAUGUAUCAGCAACUAUGUGGAGGAGGAGCAAAUAGCAUUGGAUGCAGUUCUCGGCACCGCUCUGGUUGAUAUGUACUGUAAAUGUGGGUUCCUCGAGAAGGCUAUUGAUGUUUUUGAAAGGAUGGAAAUCAAAGACGUGAAAUCUUGGACAGCCAUGAUUUCAGGUUAUGGGGUGCACGGGCAGGCAAAAAAUGCCAUUAUGAUCUUUCAUAGAAUGGAGGUGGAGGGCUAUAGGCCUAAUGAAGUCACUUUCUUAGCAGUUUUGAAUGCUUGUAGCCAUGGAGGUAUGGUGGUAGAGGGGAUAAGUUUCUUAGAGAAAAUGGUUCGACAAUAUGGCUUUUCCCCAAAGGUUGAACACUAUGGAUGUAUGAUUGAUCUCUUGGGCCGUGCAGGGUUGCUGGAAGAAGCACAUAACCUAAUCAAGAGUUUGCCCAUUGAGGGCGAUGCUACCGGGUGGCGUGCAUUGCUCGCAGCUUGCAGGGUGUAUGGAAAUGUUGACUUGGGAGAACGCGUGAAGAGAGUGCUGUUGGAAAUCUUUGAUGAACACCCCACUGAUUCCAUCCUUCUUUCUAGCACAUACGCUAUUGCAGGAAGGUUGCCUGAUUAUACAAGAAUGCAGGAGAUUAAGGAAGAAAAGAUGAUGAAGGAAGCUGGAUGUAGUGCAAUUGAGAUGGAUAGCCAUGGGUGGGAGCAUAUUAGGGAAUAUGGGAGCUCAAGCAAGGGACCCCCUCAUGCGAAUGCUUAAUCCCCAGUCAAUUCUUUCAACACUUACCUUGCUUACUCAUGAUAUCAAUAAACUUCGAUUUUUUAUUUUUUAUUUUUUUUUGAGUUUCAGCACCGAUCUUCAACUAAUUGAUAACAAACACAGACUCACCCUGAGUUUGAAGGCCCUCCAAAUUCUAGCAGUUGUGCAGCUGAAUAUCAUUCUGAAACAUGCAUGCUUUGGCUCUUCCAUGCGAAAUAAAAAAGUGACCAAGUCAGAGAUGAUGGAUCAGGCUCGGACGAAAUUCAGGGUUUGCAUCUCCUUCACGUGAGUGGCUCCAAAUAUAUAUAUAUAUAUAUAUUAUUAACUUCGGUUAGGGUCAUCCUUGAAUUCAUUCUUUUGUUGUUGCACGUUGAAAAGGGUUUCCUUGGAUGAGGGUUACAACCCUAAAAUCAUCUGGAAAAUAUGGCUAGCUUGUGGGUUGGUCUGUUUCUCUAUGAUGCUGUGGCAUUCUCUAUAUAAGAAAAUAUAUUUUCAUAA
Molecule: messenger RNA, 2398 nt
Organism: Vitis riparia (riverbank grape)
Lineage: Eukaryota; Viridiplantae; Streptophyta; Magnoliopsida; Vitales; Vitaceae
Product: pentatricopeptide repeat-containing protein At1g26900, mitochondrial
Exons: 1
Coding region: 107-1900 (597 amino acids)
Biological process (GO): RNA modification
Molecular function (GO): protein binding; RNA binding
Source: RefSeq, a predicted model, not a curated record